Messenger RNA from Zeugodacus cucurbitae (melon fly), 1588 nucleotides. RefSeq names its product 2-aminoadipate transaminase. Gene Ontology annotation, biological process: biosynthetic process. Gene Ontology annotation, molecular function: pyridoxal phosphate binding; L-2-aminoadipate:2-oxoglutarate transaminase activity. The record is from RefSeq and is a predicted model, not a curated record. Bases 28 to 1476 code for a protein of 482 amino acids. The transcript has 7 exons. Lineage: Eukaryota; Metazoa; Arthropoda; Insecta; Diptera; Tephritidae.
UAAAUAAAAAAAAGUUGUGUAAAAGAUAUGUCUUUGUACAUUUCUGUUCUUCGUUUAAGACCAAACUAUAUAAAUAAAAAAAUUAAGUCAAUAAUAUGUGCUGACGCUGAGCCAAAGAUUCAUUCGUAUCUUCAUACAACUAAUCUACUAUGCAUGAUAAACAAAUCAUACAGACCAGAAGUUAAAGUUAGUGAUUCUGCUUCUCUUGGUGUGACUGGUGGUAAAAUGGCACAAGCAAAUGUCGAUCGCAAGUUAAAGCAUUUAUUCGAUGGUUCUGACUGGAAUGUUUAUGACGAUAACAUCCUUAAUUUCGGCGUAGGAGCCCCAGGUCCAGAUUUAUUGGAAAACUGUUGCGAUAUUUUUGAAGCAGCAACAAAGCACAGAUUAAAAUAUGAAAAACAAAGCAAUUUAUCUUAUCUUUUCCAAUACGGGCCCACAAGUGGACCAGUAGAAAUACGAAAUGCUAUCGCAGAAUACUUCACUUCUCUAUAUGUCGAUAAUCCCGUAAAAAGUGAGGAUCUCAUUAUUACAACUGGUGCAUCGCAAGGAUUACAUUUCGUCUUAUCAACUUUGCUUGAUUUAAAUGGAAUAAUUUUUGUUGAUGAAGUGACUUAUAUGAUAGCACUUGAUACUAUCAAGCAUUUCACAACUCUUACAAUCAUACCGUUAAAACUUAAUGAGGAUGGAGUUGAUGUAAAGCAACUUGAGAAAAUAGUACAGGAAAAACGUUUUCAAUCAAAAUCCAAAACGUUUUGGGCGAUGUACUACACUAUUCCCACCUAUCAUAAUCCAACUGGCAUUCUGUUUUCUGAAGCUGUUUGUCAAAAUCUCGCGAAAUUAGCAAGCGAGUACGACUUCUUAAUACUAUGCGAUGACGUUUAUAAUAUCCUUAAUUAUACAAAUGCAAAGCCAACGAAACGUUUGUUUUCCUACGAUAAUGGUACAGGCAAUAUAAUUUCCAACGGAAGCUUCGCAAAGAUAAUUGGUCCAGGUGUUCGUGUAGGUUGGUUAGAGGUACCAGCUCGUCUAAAACCCAUUUUGGAAAAUUCUGGGAUCUUAAAUAGCGGCGGCUGUUUUAAUAAUUAUACAUCGGGUAUAUUAGCCAGUCUUUUUGAACUAAAACUGGCACAAGAACACAUUGCAAGUGUGAAAUGUGCUUAUAAAGAGCGAAUGUUGGCCGCCUGCGACAUUCUUGAAAAAAAUUUACCCAGCAAUUGCAAAUGGAUUAAACCGUCAGGAGGAUAUUUCAUUUGGAUUUCCCUACCGCCGGAUACGGAUGUCGGAAAACUUUUACAAAUAUGUUUGCAAGAUGAGAAAAUAUUUUUUAUUCCCGGUUCUCGUUUUGCUUACGAACCCACGGUGGCAAAUAAUUGUUUACGUUUAAGCAUUUCAUUUCACAAAAAGGAGAAAUUAGUCGAUGGUGUCACACGAUUAUGUACAGUGCUGAAACGUUAUUUGGACGAAGCUCAGAAAUGAGAAAAUCUUUUUACAUUCAUAAGUACAUAUGUAUUAUAUAUCACGAUUCAAUCACAUAUUGUCACAUUUUUCAAAUAUAUGUUGGCAAAUAUAAACAACUUUUAAAUGAGAA